AUAUACGUGUCAUAUAGACCUACAAUAUUUCCAAUCUGCCCAUUACCAAUACCUUUUUAACUUUUCCAACAAAGACAAAUCUCUGUCCUUAUUAUUUGGGAUUCAAAAGAUCGUAAUAAGAGCCUAUCUGUGAAUGAAUGGCCAUUUUUUCCUUGGAAGAAAACGGACCUCCUCCUCCUUGAAGUUCUUUAUGUUUGUGCAUUAUGAGCCACGAGCCAUUUUAACAAAAAACCACUUCGUGUAAAGGAUCGGACUGUUGAGGGUGUGAUAGCAAUGGACAUUCGAGUUCAGAUUGAGCUUCUGGACGCCAAGUUUUCCAGAUUUCACUGGUUUUCCAGUUGCAACCAGGAGAACUUUUCAGAUAAUGCAUUCAUGAUCACUUCAAACUAAAUCAGUUCUUGAGAGGUACCUGUGACAAUCAAGCUCCUCUCCUAUGAAUCAUGGAACAUUCUUAUUUAACUCGAGCAAAUGGAGAAGAAACUGAUCAUGAUUUCCAAAUCUGUGGAUACUCUUCUUAUUCAUUAUCUAACAUUCAAAUGUCAUCACUCUCGUUUGAUUUAAGAGUCUUCUAUGUUAGACUCAGUAAUUUCCAAGUCGAUGAUUUGACCCCCGAGUUUCUCACUUUGAACCAAUUCCCUCUAAUACCAAACACCCAUUUGGGUGUUAAUGGCGUUAGAAGCAGCAAUUACUCUGAAGGUUUUUCUUCACUUCUCAGGAGAGAUAGAAUCAACAAGAACUCUGAAGAAGCAACAUUUGUGAGCAUUGAUACCAUUAGGUUAAACGGGGGUUUGAAGUUUGAGGUUUUCAAGGGAGAUUAUCAAAUUCUAUCUGGGGAAUUGUCUCAUAAGGGGUGCACUGGAGAAUCAAAGAGCAAUUCUAAGAAAAGAUGGAGCAUGAACUGCGAAUCUCAGGUGGUUGCCGAUGAUGUGUUCUUGAAAGGAAAGCUCGUUCCAGGGCAGACAUUGAUUAGUCCAACAAUUGAAGUAUACGUUGCUGGUAGCUUUUCUGGAAACCCCGUCGUCUUAACAAAAACUCUGCAGCUCAACUUUUGGAAGAAGCACAGUCAUAAACGGAUGUUAGAUUCAAUACCAGAGUAUGAUACUACUGAAUGCCAUGAAGAUUCAUAUCCUGUAUAUGAUUCACAAGUUUCAAAGUACAGAAAUUACAGAGAAGAACAUGAAGAUGACUACGGCAACAUGUACUGGAGAACAGACUACAUGGAAAGAGAAGAUGGUGAACUAUCCUGGUUCAACUCAGGUGUGAGAGUUGGAGUAGGAAUUGGACUCGGUAUCUGCUUGGGGAUUGGUGUGGGAGUUGGUUUGCUUGUGCGUACUUACCAGGCAACUAGUCGAACCCUAAAAAGGCAGCUAAUGUGACUUGAUUUCUCCUACUAAUAUUUCAUUGGAUUCACUUGUCUUGACCUUGAGAUUCAGAAAGUAGGCAAGAAUGGUUUGUGUAAAAAAUAUGCAUCUCUAACAGCAGUGAGACCUUGUGAGGAUAACAUUGUGUCCUAGCAUGUUUAUUUCAAACCAUUUGUAUAGAAGCUCAGCUAAUAUCAUUUCUUUAUCAAA
This is a messenger RNA of Benincasa hispida (wax gourd), 1571 nucleotides long. RefSeq lists its product as uncharacterized. Gene Ontology annotation, molecular function: phosphoglycerate dehydrogenase activity. NCBI's taxonomy places the organism in Eukaryota, Viridiplantae, Streptophyta, Magnoliopsida, Cucurbitales, Cucurbitaceae. The record is from RefSeq and is a predicted model, not a curated record.